This is a messenger RNA of Pyricularia grisea, 285 nucleotides long. RefSeq lists its product as uncharacterized. The transcript has a single exon. Lineage: Eukaryota; Fungi; Ascomycota; Sordariomycetes; Magnaporthales; Pyriculariaceae. The coding region runs from base 1 to 285 and encodes 94 amino acids. The record is from RefSeq and is a predicted model, not a curated record.
AUGGCCCUGGUCAUCCUGGAGGGCGCGAUGGGAUGGUGCGGGUUUAUGCGAACAAUGGCGACAUCCGCGGGAUGCCUCCGCGAUACCCUCUACACCGUGACCCUGCGGAAGAUCAAAACGAUCAGCAAUACUAUAACAGGAACGGAUAUCAUGUUGGUGAUGGACCCGCCCGAAUACGGAACGCAUGGAGCCGGGCAUUGGGGCGAGGGAUAUUCUGGACCACCAGGCAAGUUUACACAUGAGCACGGCGAACAGCGAGGAGAAGAUAGCUGCAACAUUAUGUAG